Recurvomyces mirabilis is the source of this 933-nucleotide messenger RNA. RefSeq names its product low-affinity Zn(2+) transporter zrt2 (gene ZRT2). Bases 1 to 933 code for a protein of 310 amino acids. Gene Ontology annotation, biological process: zinc ion import across plasma membrane. Lineage: Eukaryota; Fungi; Ascomycota; Dothideomycetes; Mycosphaerellales; Teratosphaeriaceae. Gene Ontology annotation, molecular function: low-affinity zinc ion transmembrane transporter activity. Gene Ontology annotation, cellular component: plasma membrane. The transcript is spliced from 2 exons. The record is from RefSeq and is a predicted model, not a curated record.
AUGAUAGGGUCCUUCUUAGGGGCAUGGUUUCCUGUGUUUGCUGCAAGACACAAGGGCGUGGCCGUGCCUGGAUGGGCCUUCUUCAUCGCUAAGUACUCGUGGGUGGAAGGAAUCUGUUUGAUCGUCAUCUUCGCCAUGUUCAUUCUGGAAUUCAUGGCCAUGCGAUACGCAACGUUCGGCUAUUCACACUCGCACGAGCACGAACAUGAUGUAGAGAUGGCCCAUCAGGCCCAUGCCAAAAAACACGAUAGGAAGAACAUCGAUCUAAGCAGCGCAGAGGACGCCGUGAUUGAUGCCGACGAUUUGUCGACAGAAGAGACUUGUGCUGGACCUCACGUACCUGGUGAUGAUCAUCUAUCACACGGUCGCAACCACAACGAUAUCGAAAACGACCGCAGCGUUGGACAUCGCCAUGGUGAGAAGACGUUCGAUCCUGACAGCUAUGCGGCACAAAUGACCGCCAUCGCUAUCCUUGAGUUCGGAGUCAUCUUCCACUCCAUCUUCAUCGGCUUGACGCUCGCAGUGGCUGGUGCAGAGUUUACCACCCUGUACGUCGUCCUGGCCUUCCACCAAACAUUCGAGGGACUCGCACUAGGAACACGAUUAGCCAGCAUAAAAUGGCCAUCGUCUAGUCGGUGGACACCAUACGUGCUAGGCUUCUGCUAUGCACUGUCGACACCGAUCGCCAUUGCUGUCGGCUUGGGCAUACGGACUCACUUUGCGCCAGGCAGUCAGACGACACUCAUCGUCAAUGGUGUCUUCGACUCGAUAUCAGCCGGGAUUUUGAUCUAUACUGGUCUGAUCGAGCUGAUGGCGCACGAGUUCAUGUUUAGUGAGUAUAUGCAGAAAGCACCUAUUGGCGAGGUCUUGUCAGCUAUAGGCUGUAUGUGCUUGGGUGCGGGUCUGAUGGCACUACUUGGGAAGUGGGCCUGA